Messenger RNA from Cokeromyces recurvatus, 782 nucleotides. RefSeq lists its product as uncharacterized. Bases 31 to 567 code for a protein of 178 amino acids. NCBI's taxonomy places the organism in Eukaryota, Fungi, Mucoromycota, Mucoromycetes, Mucorales, Mucoraceae. The record is from RefSeq and is a predicted model, not a curated record. The transcript is spliced from 4 exons.
GUUAACAGUUUCUUUUAUAAAUAAACAAUAAUGGCAAUUAUGCGCUGUUGUCAUUCUGCUUUAUAUAAUUCCUAUAAAAAUAAAAUCUGUCAUGACCAAAACAUGCAGGUUAAAACAUGUACAAAUGAAUGGAAUGUAACUUUAAGUAGAUCAACAAGUAGACUUGAAUAUUAUUUUAAUCAACUUCAUUUAUCAACGUUAACUAUAGGAAUUAUUUCAAUUAUUGCAAUAACAUGUAUUGUGGUGUGCUGUUUACUAUUGCUUUUAUAUUGCUAUAAACGCAAUGCUAGAAUAGAUAAUGACGAUGAUGAAAGAAGACAUUUAUUAGGCUCAUCUCAAAAUCUUUUAAGAAGAACAUCAACAUAUUAUCAAUGGAAUAAAUCGCCACUACCGCAGGAUAAUAAAAAGAUUACAUCAAAUAAUAAAUCAUCUUUAGUGAAUAAUAGCACUUCAGUACCUAGAUUAUUAUCAGAAGAGGAAGAACCAGUAGAUAAUAAAAGUUGGGAGAGUAGACGCAAGACAUUGUUGAAGAAAUAUGAACGUAAAUCAUCAUCAACAGUUGAAUAAAGUAAAAUGGAUAUCUCAUAAAAGAAAAAGGCUUCUUUAUGGUAUUAUAUUUCUACUAGUAAGUAUUUUCAAGUUUUCUCUUCAAAGUAAAGUAUAAUCAUAUUCGAUACAAUGCUUUGUUGUAUAUUUUGUGUAAAAAAAAACCCCAGUAGUUAUCCUUUACUACUUUAAAUUUGUUCAUCAAUAUCAAGCUUUUUUCCUUUUUUUGAUUGUUG